Messenger RNA from Paramuricea clavata, 978 nucleotides. The record is from the annotation of a GenBank genome assembly. NCBI's taxonomy places the organism in Eukaryota, Metazoa, Cnidaria, Anthozoa, Malacalcyonacea, Plexauridae.
AUGAACUGUAUAGGAACAUUCACUUCACAGCUGCGACACGAGGACAAGACAACUACAGAAGAAAUAUUCGUCGUUAAAGGACUCGAAAGAUCAUUAUUAGGAAGACAAGCAGCCCACAGUCUGAAUUUUCUCAACUGUGUCGACGCUCUAAACAGCAACGAAAUGAAAGAAAGCGUCAAAGAAAAGUAUCCCAAUCUUUUCACUGGUCUUGGACAAAUUAAAGACCAAGAGUAUGAUAUUAAAGUCUCGCACGAAGCAACACCUUUUGCAAUCACGGUUCCACGACAAGUUCCGAUACCACUUCGAAAAGAAACCGAACGGGAAUUACAAAGAAUGGAACGCAACGGAGUAAUAUCUCGAGUUGAAGAUCCAACCGAAUGGUGCGCCCCGAUGGUUAUAACGCCAAAAAGCAAUGGAGAAGUUCGAGUAUGCGUAGAUCUCACAAAGCUUAAUCAGUUCGUGCAACGUGAAAACCACCCCCUACCAACAACCGACACGACAUUUGCAAACCUUGCUGGAGCUCGGUAUUUUACAAAGUUAGACGCCAACUCUGGAUUUUGGCAAAUCAAGCUCUCGGAAAGAUCAAAACCUCUAACAACGUUCAUAACACCUUGGGGACGGUACUGUUUCAACGUUCUUCCUUUCGGAAUAAGUUCAGGGUCUGAAAAGUUUCAGAAAUGUAUGUGCCAAAUUCUCGAAGGUUUGGAUGGCGUCGAAUGCAACAUCGAUGAUGUUCUAGUUCACGAUGCAACACAAGAAGAACACGACCGAAGAUUGGAAGCGGUUCUCCAACGACUCGGUAACGCCAACGUCACGCUAAAUGCCGAAAAGUGUGUUUUCAACGUCUCGAUUGUGAAAUUCCUAGGUCAGAUCGUGGGAGCCGAUGGCAUCAAACUCGAUCGAGAGAAAAUACAAGCGAUUCUCGAAUGCCACACCCAACCAACCUACAUGAAGUCCGUUCCUUUCUUGGAAUGGUAA